AACAUCGGGACGAAGAAGAAGAAGAAGCUGGACGUAAACAAAAAUAAGGAGAGAAGAUGGCCGCCGCGUUCACUUUAACUUUUUAACGACAACUCACCAGAACCGCUUUUAGUUUUAACGUCGCUUCAGGUUCUGAACUCGAGUCUGAGCUUUUGGCCGAAGGAAGCUAACGACAGCUAGCUGCUAGUACGCUAGCGCUGCCCAAAAUGGACGAUAACAAGGUGGUGGCCGGGAAAGUGAAGAAGCCGGGGAAACGCGGCCGCAAACCUGCAAAGAUCGACCUGAAGGCCAAACUGGAGCGAAGCCGGCAGAGCGCCAGAGAGUGUCGGGCCCGGAAGAAGCUGAGGUACCAGUACCUGGAGGAGCUGGUCUCCAGCAAAGAAAGAGCCAUCUGUGCCCUGAGGGAGGAGCUGGAGAUGUACAAGCAGUGGUGCUCAGCCAUGGACCAGGGCAAGAUCCCGUCAGAGAUUAAAGCUCUGCUGACUGGGGACGAGCAGAAGACGCCUCAGAGCACCAAGACGUCCAAGAACAGCAAGAACAACAGCAUCAGCAGCAACGGCCAGAGUUAGACCCCGCUGAGAACCCUCCGCCGCCAUCAGCUGUGACCUCUGAACCACAGGGAACCGGAGAACCACAGAGAACCACGGAGAACCACAGACGCUGAAGCUGGAUUCAUUCACAUGUUUCUGUGGUUGCCAGGUCACAGCCGAUGAAUCGGCGCCACUUUCUGUUCGUCUCUAGUUUACUGUGACAUUUACUGUUGUGUUGUAGAGGUCAGAGGUCAGAGGUUAGAGGCUGGUCCUGGAUCAGCUGGUCCUGGAUCAGCUGGUCCUGGAUCAGCUGCUCUGAUGAUGAUGAUGAUUGUUUCUGUUCUGAACUUCCUGUUUAUGUGAGGAGAUAAAACGUUGGAGCACUUUGUUAAAUACAUCUGAAGCACUUUGUCCAUGAAAAUCAUUUUAAACUUAAAUAAACGUGUUUGAUUCUC
Messenger RNA from Mugil cephalus (flathead mullet), 985 nucleotides. RefSeq names its product cAMP responsive element binding protein-like 2 (gene crebl2). The transcript is spliced from 3 exons. Gene Ontology annotation, cellular component: nucleus. Lineage: Eukaryota; Metazoa; Chordata; Actinopteri; Mugiliformes; Mugilidae. Bases 207 to 569 code for a protein of 120 amino acids. The record is from RefSeq and is a predicted model, not a curated record. Gene Ontology annotation, biological process: regulation of DNA-templated transcription. Gene Ontology annotation, molecular function: DNA-binding transcription factor activity.